AUGGACGAUAAUUCAUCUUCAUUUAUUCAAUUACAUCGUGAUGAUUCUGGCUAUGGUUCUCCAGUACUUAAUCAUGAAUAUUUAAGUCCACACCAAUCUUCAUCAAAUUAUUAUUCUUAUCAACAUACUUAUCAUCCGCAUCUUACUUAUACAAAUAAUUCAUUUCAUAUGUAUGAUCAAUUAAUUGGUAAUAAUAAUAUUUACAAUACGAUCGAUUCAUCAAUGACAUUACCUGUAGAACAACUAUCAGCUCCAACAAUUGAUUUAUGUUCAUCACCAUUACCUAUUUGUACAAAUUCAUCAUCUACUACUCCAUCAAAAGAUUUAGCUAAUAAUAAUAAUAUCUGUCCUCCAUAUGAAUAUAACAUCAAUUGGGUUCCACCACAAGGUCGUCGUCGUCGACAACGAACUGUAUUUACACAAAAUAAUGUUCAACAACUUGAUAGUGUAUUUAUGCAUAAUCAAUAUCCAGAUAUUGAAUUACGUGAAACACUUGCUGCUCAAAUGGGUGUUCCAGAAUCACGUAUUCAGGUUUGGUUCAAAAAUCGACGAACACGUGCACGAACAGCACAUCGCCAACAACUUAAACUAUCAGAAUCAUCAUCAUCUCAUUAA
Messenger RNA from Rotaria sordida, 615 nucleotides. Lineage: Eukaryota; Metazoa; Rotifera; Eurotatoria; Philodinida; Philodinidae. The record is from the annotation of a GenBank genome assembly.